AUGAUGUGUCCUUCGGUUCUCGUCUGCGUGCUGUUCCUGGGUGUUGCGCUUUGCGCCCCUGAGAGCAUCCAGGACGGUGAAGACCGUGGGGUGCCGGAGACGCACGGCACCCAAGAUCUGCGCACCGCCCCCCUCGAGAAGAGGUCGCCACGCUACGAUUUCGGCCUAGGCAAGCGCGCCUACAGCUACGUAUCCGAAUACAAGAGGCUGCCGGUCUACAACUUCGGAUUGGGUAAGAGGUCUCGGCUUUACUCCUUCGGUCUGGGCAAGCGAUCGGUCGACGAAGACAGCGCCAGCGAUGAGUUCAUUUCUGAAGUGGACCAAGCCAACGUUCCAGAACUCUUUGACCAGUACGACGAUGCUGCAGGCCGUACAGUUUCGGCCUGGGGAAACAGCAUCGCCGAGGAGGUGGGGGAGAACGGGGAGGACGGGGAGAAGAGAGCCAGGAUGUACGAGUUCGGCUUGGGGAAGAGACCGCAGCUGUACAAUUUCGGCCUCGGCAAGCGGGCCAGGGGCUACAACUUCGGCCUGGGCAAGCGCUUGAGCAAGUUCAACUUCGGCCUGGGCAAGCGCGAGAGGGACAUGCACCGAUUCAGCUUCGGCCUCGGCAAACGCUCCGACGUGAACGGCGACGGCGACAAUUACAAUGACGUG
Molecule: messenger RNA, 654 nt
Organism: Iphiclides podalirius (scarce swallowtail)
Lineage: Eukaryota; Metazoa; Arthropoda; Insecta; Lepidoptera; Papilionidae
Source: the annotation of a GenBank genome assembly